AUGGCGGCGGCACGGAGCGCUCUUCUGAAGCACCUCAGGGUGAGAGUCCUCCCCGAUCUCCGCCCGGCCGCGAUCCCCCCCGUCUGUGGCCUCCUUCACCUUCGCCGCGGAUUCUCUGAGGAGGUGAGGGGGACCUUCCUCGACAAGUCUGAGGUUGCCGACCGCGUCAUUACCGUCGUUAAGAACUUCCAGAAGGUCGAUCCCGCCAAGGUGUGUCGUUCUAAUCUACCUCCGUCGUAACUCCUAAACUAGGUUUCAGAUUCGGGUUUACUAGAGCCGGGCUUCUUGUCGCUGUUGUUCCAUUUUGAGUGUUUGGUUCAAUGAAUCACGUCAUUCCUCAUGGCGCUGUACGUCUAAACUCAAUGGCAUUGGGUACGCGGACUUUUCUAACUUUUUUAUUUUUACUUUUGAUCAUUAUAAUCUUGGCCCAAAGCAGGAAACUAAACUCAAUGACCGGUUGUCCUUCUAUAUUAUCUAUUAGACACUGGGUCCACUUGAUUUUCUUCUUCGGUUUAUCUUCGAUGACGGACAGUGUACUUCUCAAUGAAUACCUUGUAGCAUUAGUUGGUGGAGGUCGUGUUCCUUUUAUGUGCAAAGGGGGAAGAUAUUUUUUCUCCCGCACGCAAAUCCUUCCUAGGUUUUUUUUCUUAGGAAAAAAUAGAGUUUUUUAAUUCCGUUGUAUCUGGAGAUACAGAGAAAGAGAGAAAAAAAGUUCCUGUGAUGGACCUAAUAAAUACAAUUAAGAUAAUACGUUAUCUACAUCUGUUGAUAUUUAUACGACAUGAUUCGGUGAAUAAGGAGUGAAAUCGUCAGAUGUCAAACAACAACAGAGAACCGUAGUAUGGCUUUGUUUGAAUUCAGUUGGCGGAUGUUUUUCACAUGAGUUUUUUCAACGUUGAACAACAAAGGAACUCUUUAUUUUUUCUUCCCAGCAGUUUGAGUUUUACAGGCUAUUGACCUAGCUAUGUUUUUCCCACUAUUUUUUCGUAUGGUUGCUGGUCUUCAUUCACAAGUUUCUUUGAAUGCAAUACAUUACAUGGUGCACUAUUCACUAGGAUCAGAGGUAGAUUUUGGAAUCUUUCGUAUUUUUUUUGACGGAAUAUAUGCGUGUUUGUAGUUCAGUUGCUCCUUUUACCUGGGAACUCCCCUACCUGAUCACUCAUGCAACCUUCUUGGCUCGUCUGAGAGAUAAACGUGAUGCUUUUCCAGAGGGAGAUUGGGGAUCAUGCAGUUAGGACGGUUUUUUCUCGUGCCACGCCUGAGAUUGUUCAGUUAACUUUGUACCUGUGUCUGGAUAGUAGCCACAGUUCAAUUUCCUUUUCCUUUGGCCCACAUGAUUGGGUUUCUAUAUCAUCUAUACAUAUGUAUUGAGGAACUUAAUUCAGUUUCUUGGUGAGAUAGAUGCGACCUAUUCUUGUGCAGUGGAUGUGAAUCUUGGGUUCGCUAAAGUUUUACUCCUUGAACAUGGAAAGUCGCCAGUCUUAAAAGCACAAUAAGGGAAACAUGACAUGUCAUUUCAUGGAUCCAUGAUGGAUUGACGAACAAUUAAUCUAGCAUUUUGUGGUGACUAUAUUCUAUGAAUUGACCUUGUUUUCAAUUUUAUGGAAGUUUUCAGAAUUAUUUAGUGUUAUGUAGAAAUAGCAAGAGUUCUGUUGAAAAUUGAAAACAAGUCUGUAUAAAGCACAAUGAAACCAAAGGAGAAGUGCUUGAGUUUCUCUCCCAUCUGGAAGUUAUGAUGGCACUUCUUUAUCCUCCCCCCGUAUGGAGUGAUGUUCUUUUGCAAAAUUUGAAAAAUAUUAGUACAGAUAUUUUUAUUUUUUGCCUCACCGAAGUCUCGUAUCAAUAUGCUGAGUUCGUCUUUGGAUACCACUCUGAUUAUUCUUGAGUUUCCGUCCAUCAAGGCCUCCUAUUGCAUUUCAGACCUUCCAUCAGUCCUUUCAAUCAGUUUAUGCCCCCUCUUUCCUCAGCAUUGAUAAUAGCUCAACGAUUGAUCUAGUUUGCUUUAACAAUAUGCUGUGAUAUAUCAAAUAUCCACCUGGAUUCUCGGACAAAGUAUUUUCUUCAAAAGGCAUUUUCGAAGUUGGUUGGUUGACCAUAACAAUCAUAAAUCAUUAAGAAGCUGCAGUCCUGGAACGAUGAAUCAUUAUGAACGAAGUUGACCUGUGCGAGUCAGCAAGACUUACAAGAGUUGGUUUUUCAGCAUGACUCAAUCGACGAAGAUCCCUUGGAAUACCCCCUGAAUCUGUUGACCAACUUUGAUUGGGACAGAUCCACCACCUGCGUUAAUUAGGAGAAUUUUCUCGGACAUAAACAUGCGAAACCAAUCGCCUUAAAAUGGCAGAUCCAAGAGUCAUCUACUGAUUUGCUAAAUGUUUUUACUCAGUUCUCAAGUAACACCGAAUUUCCUUUUAAAGGAGGAUGCAGUCAUACACUGGCAUAAAUCUCAGUUUCUUUUGACCCUUGAUUAUGUAUUGAAAUGAUGGGUACAAGACAGCAUAUUAUGGUGAAAAGGGAGACCUUGCUUCCUUCCGCUUUAUUAUUUUGUUUCCCAUUUGUUAAAUCUCCUGGGUACCAUGGAAAUCAGUUUGUCCUAGGAGGCUUUUCCAGAAUAUCAAUGAAGUGCACGAUGGUUCUUGUGUUAAUCCUCCCUGGGUGUGAUGGUUCAAGUUGACCUGUCUUUCCAGUAAGCCUAAAUCUGGGGUCUUGAGCAGGUAAUGGAAAGCAUUUAUAAGACACAUGCUGUGACCCUAUUUAGUAACUCCACAUAUGGUUCUCUUCCGUAAUUCUUCUCCUAAGUCUAUGCAUUCUAUUUCGGAUGGUAGGCUUUUAUUGCAUUCCUGUUAUUGUGUCGUGUGUAUAGUAGUGUCCUCGUCUCCGUCAUUUGGUUUUUUAAUCACCCACCAGGCAAGCAGCUUGUACGGUGGACUUAUCAAAUCAUCGUCCUUUUUUCUACAAGUGAUGGAGAAGAAGAUUGACGACUAUGAGAAAACUCAGUAGCUGCUGAUUUGUUCCUUUUUUGAUUGUGUUUUUAGAGAUAAUAUAUCGCUCUAUGUUGAGAUUCAAAAUCUUGUAUUUACCUCCUAUCUUGCUUUCCUCUCCUCGAGGUUAUUGACGUUAAGCUUCUUCACCCACUCAUUUUGGUGGGGGAUGUGAUUAAUUCAGAAUGAUCGAUAUUUAUUACUGUUGACUUGUUCUUAUGCAUGAUUGGGAGCAUGUAGUCAUUCUGAAAUCAUAUUAUGAUGGCCCAUGUGUAGGUGACCCCAAAUGCCCAUUUCAGUGAUGACUUGGGCCUUGACAGCUUGGAUGCUGUAGAAGUUGUGAUGGCCUUGGAAGAGGAAUUCGGAUUCGAGAUCCCUGACAGCGACGCCGACAAGAUCAACUCCAUCAACCUUGCCAUUGACUUCAUCUCCUCGCACCCCAGGGCUAAGUGA
Spirodela intermedia is the source of this 3431-nucleotide messenger RNA. The record is from the annotation of a GenBank genome assembly. Lineage: Eukaryota; Viridiplantae; Streptophyta; Magnoliopsida; Alismatales; Araceae.